UUUGCAGUCUGUAGUCGACUUUGUCAUGUCUGAUAGAGAUAUCGACCUCAGCAAGCCUAGCACCGACAAUGAUAUUCCUGUCGCUGUCGCGAUGGUCGUGAGCGAUCCUAUUCGAGCCACACAUCCGGUUUCGUUUUCCUUUUCGGCAUCCGGUACCAUGACGCCCCAGCAAAUAGGAUAUCUCCAAGAACAAGGCUUUCCGAAUGGUCUCGCUCGCGAAUUAGGAAAUACACGGGCCACAUAUCCUCUUCGUUUCUGGGUUGUUGACAAUUCCGGUUCAAUGCGUACCAAUGAUGGACACCAGUUGAGAGGCGCUCCAAAUAAGAUUCGUGUGGUUCCUUGCAACCGUUGGACUGAACUCCAGGGCGCCGUGGAAUACCACGCCGAAUUGGCGGGCAUUUUGGAAGCAACCACGACCUUUCGUAUGCUCAACGAUCCUGGUCCUAAAGUAGGACCGCAGGAGUUUACGGUCGCUUCCGAUGCUGCUCACAUACCGGUGCAGUCAGAGGUAAAUCAGGCCGUGAAAAUUAUUAGGAAGAGCGAACCAAGUGGUGUAACACCACUGAGCGAGCACUUACAGGAGAUCCGUUUGCGUAUCGAAGCGGUCGCUCCAUCUUUGAAGGCCGGCGGACAGCAAGCCGUGAUUGUGUUGGCGACAGACGGGCUUCCCAGUGACAAGAAAGGGGAGAGUAAGGAGGCAGUCAAAAAUGAGUUUUUGGCGUCCCUGAGAUCCCUCCAAAAUCUACCGGUAUGGGUAGUCAUCCGACUGUGUACCGACGAUGAAGAGAUAGUGACGUUUUACAACGACCUCGACGCCGUAUUGGAGUUGCCAUUUGAAGUUAUCGACGAUUUUUUCGGCGAAGGUAAAGAGAUUUACAGUGCCAAUAAAUGGUUGAACUAUGGCCUACCGUUGCAUCGUUGUCGUGAGAUGGGUUACCACCAUCGGAUAUUUGAUCUGUUAGAUGAAAGGUUGCUCAACAAAGAUGAGCUGCGUGAAUUUUUGGAACUUCUCUUUGGAGCAGAUACGCUUCGAAACGCUCCUGACAUACAUCUCGACUGGAAGGGUUUCGCCAGCAUUGUAAAACAAGUAGUCUACGCGAAUGGCACAAUCUUCAAUCCGUACACAAAAAGGCUAGACUACUGGGUCGACAUGAAGCAACUUGAAAAGUGUUACGACAACACUAGAGGAUUCCGCCUAUUUGGUCGCCGCAAGUAGCUUGGUUUUGACUGGUAUGUGUCGAAAAUAGACAGUGCACCUUCUGAUCGUUUGCAAAAUUCUUGUUUCUCGCAGUUUGCACUAUCCCUCGGGUGUAUCUCGUUGUUACCGCUUCUAAGCAAAUUCGUGUCGAGGGAAUCCUAUGGGUUCAAACAAAAAUUUGGCGUACGCUAGACAGUACUGUUGUAACAAUAAGAACGACCCUUUCUCAGC
Phaeodactylum tricornutum CCAP 1055/1 is the source of this 1429-nucleotide messenger RNA. RefSeq lists its product with no specific name. NCBI's taxonomy places the organism in Eukaryota, Bacillariophyta, Bacillariophyceae, Surirellales, Neidiaceae. Bases 26 to 1216 code for a protein of 396 amino acids. The transcript has a single exon. The record is from RefSeq and is a predicted model, not a curated record.